Marmota monax (woodchuck) is the source of this 2562-nucleotide messenger RNA. It is a transcript of the gene Ankrd46, whose product is annotated as ankyrin repeat domain 46. The transcript has 5 exons. The record is from RefSeq and is a predicted model, not a curated record. Gene Ontology annotation, molecular function: protein binding. Lineage: Eukaryota; Metazoa; Chordata; Mammalia; Rodentia; Sciuridae. Bases 144 to 830 code for a protein of 228 amino acids.
CGCUGCUUGUCUCACAGAUCCUUGCUGGCACAUUACUGAAUAUUUUUGUUGAACCUGCUUAAGAAUUCAGAGAAACUGUUGAGUGGCCACUGGAGGAAAGAUCUUAUCAUAUACCUGGCGCAUAUUCUGUUCACAUUAGAACAAUGUCCUACGUUUUUGUAAAUGAUUCUUCUCAAACUAAUGUGCCCUUGUUACAAGCCUGUAUUGAUGGAGACUUUAACUAUUCUAAACGGCUUCUGGAAAGUGGCUUUGACCCAAAUAUCCGUGACAGCAGGGGCAGGACAGGCCUUCACCUUGCAGCAGCCCGAGGGAAUGUAGACAUCUGCCAGCUGUUGCAUAAAUUUGGUGCUGACCUUCUAGCCACAGAUUACCAAGGAAACACAGCUCUUCACCUCUGUGGCCAUGUGGAUACCAUCCAAUUCUUAGUUUCCAAUGGACUCAAAAUUGAUAUAUGCAAUCAUCAAGGUGCUACUCCUUUAGUUCUGGCAAAGCGCAGGGGAGUGAAUAAAGAUGUCAUCAGAUUGCUGGAAUCUUUGGAAGAACAGGAGGUAAAAGGAUUUAACAGAGGAACCCACUCAAAACUGGAGACCAUGCAGACAGCUGAGAGUGAAAGUGCCAUGGAAAGCCAUUCUCUCCUCAAUCCCAACCUACAGCAAGGUGAAGGAGUCCUUUCCAGCUUUCGAACCACAUGGCAGGAGUUCGUAGAGGAUCUGGGCUUCUGGAGGGUCCUGCUCCUGAUCUUUGUCAUUGCUUUACUGUCUCUUGGCAUUGCCUACUAUGUGAGCGGAGUGCUGCCCUUUGUGGAAAACCAGCCUGAACUGGUGCAUUAAAGGAGCUAAAGGAGAUGAGGCAAAUGCUUAUUUCUUGGCUCCCAACAUUGAUUCUCAGUUUCUGAAAAUUUUUCUUAGUGCAAGGCAGCGAGAGCUGAACAUUUCUUUUUAUGCACUUUUACUUAUUGUAAUUGUUUUAGAAGAAUAAUGUGUUCAUUUGAACUUCAUACUAUAGUCAAGUAUAGGGCAUCCUAAUGCUACCUCUCACUCAACCUGACUUCUUAAGAAAAUCUACUCAUAAAACCUGUUUGAUAAAAACAUGGAAAUGACUAGAGAAUAGAAGCUGAGGGAAGAGGGUAGGAAGUCCUUUGGAUAGAAAUCCUGAUCUUGGACCAAUUGAAGUAUCCAAAAAGAAAAAAGUGUUCUUUUUAUGAAUGGUUUAGGUGGUGGUUUUAGUUUUGUUUAUUUUUGCGAGAGUCCCUUUUUCUUUUUAUUUACUUUCUCUGGGGAGAGGGCAAAACCUUUCAACUUAGAGUACAUUUGAAAAAUCUUGUAUAGCAAAUUAAUAGUGUUAGAAUCUGUUUGGUUUAUUUCAAUAUUUUGAAGUCUAGUCACAAACCAAACAAAACUUUUGAAAGGAACUAUAUUUCCUUCAAAACUGAUUGAUUUAAUCUUUGCUUUAGGGUGAUUCUGGUUUGUUAUAAACUACUUUGCUUGUUAGUAUCUGAAAAAAUCAACUUAAGGAGUUCACUUUGCUCACUUUCUAAUUUCCUCUGGUGUAUAUAUUAGAGGUAUCCUGUUCAUCAAAAAUGCAGUCAGCAAACUCUUUUUCUACUGAAUAGUUAGCAGGGGAAAAUAAUUCUCAUAUUUAAUUGUCACUAGAAUUCUGUAGUGCUAUUUCCGUGAAAACGUCAGUUCUAUAAGCUAGCUGUGUUGUCACAGUUGUAUCAUAAUUAUUUAAUGUGGAGUCCUAUUUAGAGGCCUGUCAGACUUUUUGUCGCAGUCCCAUCUACGUCAGUAAUUCUCCUACGGCAGGAACGGGUGGAAUACUCCUCAGUUAACAGCCCUGAGCCAUACUAUGCUGAGUGUCAUCAACUCUUUCUGACUGCUAACAUCAUGUACAUUGAUAUCUGGCCCCCAAACUAUAUUGCAGCUUUCAGCAGUGUGUUUGAAGGCCUCUUUUGUUAAUGUUUCUGUAUGUAUAAAUCACUUCUUAGGUUAUUACAAAAGAAUCUGAAUGCUUAAUAAUUGUCCAUUGAGUGAAGUCUGAAAAUUGUAGUGAAAGAAUUAAUGGCUUUAUUUUCUAGAACAACAGCAUCUAAGCUACUGCUAGUUGAAUUGUUGCUAGAACCAGAAAUUACAGUUAGUGUAGAAUUGGUACUUCUGUGAUUCUUUUCGCUUCUUGGUAUUUCCUCCUUUGUAUUUAUAUAUCUGUUAUUGAGGUUUUUUUCUUUCAUAUGGCUUUAUCCUCCCUUAAAGAGCUAUUUUAAAAUUCCUGCUUUACUGUUUGUUUUAAGAUCAGCUUGCAGAGUCUUGCUUUUAGGUUAGAUACAAACAAAGUUAAACAUACUUGGUAUAGCAAAAAAAGAAAAAAAAAAGAACCAAAGUAUAUUCAGAAUGAAAGCUUUGGAAUUAGUUUUACAUUUGUUUGUAAACCUAAAUAAAACUGGUCAAUAUAUGUAAAUAUAUUACACUUUUUAAAGAUUAAUGUUUCCUUUUCAGUGCCGAUUUCUUUGUAUUGUCUGCAUUCAGCAUUAAGUAAAACCACCAAUAAAAUAUUUAUAAAUCCUUA